This is a messenger RNA of Panthera uncia (snow leopard), 3406 nucleotides long. RefSeq names its product WSC domain containing 2 (gene WSCD2). The transcript has 8 exons. Lineage: Eukaryota; Metazoa; Chordata; Mammalia; Carnivora; Felidae. The record is from RefSeq and is a predicted model, not a curated record. The coding region runs from base 30 to 1724 and encodes 564 amino acids.
CCAGCGAGCCAGUCCGGAAUGAUCCUGCUAUGGCCAAGCUCUGGUUCAGAUUCCAGCGGUACUUCCGCAGGAAGCCUGUGCGUUUCUUUACCUUCCUGGUGCUCUACCUGACGGCCGGGAGCCUGGUCUUCCUUCACUCUGGCUUCGUGGGCCAGCCCGCCAUCUCCCAGAGCCAGGCCAGCCCCGCCGCGGGGGUCCAGGCCGAAGGCGCUGAGCUGCCCUUCUUGGGUGACCUGCAUCUGGGCAGAGGCUUCCGGGACACGGGUGACGCCUCGAACAUUGCCCGCAGGUACGGACCCUGGUUCAAGGGCAAGGACGGGAGCGAGAGGGCCAAGCUGGGUGACUACGGUGGAGCCUGGAGCCGAGCCCUCAAGGGGAGGAUUGUCCGGGAGAAGGAGGAGGAGCGAGCCAAGUACAUCGGCUGUUACCUGGAUGACACCCAGAGCCGGGCCCUGCGAGGCGUGUCCUUUUUCGACUACAAAAAGAUGACCAUCUUCCGUUGCCAGGACAACUGUGCAGAACGGGGUUACCUGUAUGCCGGGCUGGAGUUCGGCGCGGAGUGCUACUGCGGCCACAAGAUCCAGGCGACAAACGUGAGCGAGGCCGAGUGCGACAUGGAGUGCAAGGGCGAGCGCGGCAGCGUGUGCGGCGGCGCCAACCGCCUGUCCGUCUUCCGGCUGCAGCUGGCCCAGGAGUCUGCGCGCAGGUAUGGAAGCGCUGUCUUCCGAGGCUGCUUCCGCAGGCCCGACAACCUCUCCCUGGCCUUGCCCGUGACAGCCGCCAUGCCGAACAUGUCCGUGGACAAGUGCGUGGAUCUCUGCACUGAGAAGGAGUACCCGCUGGCGGCCCUUGCGGGCACCGCCUGCCACUGCGGGUUCCCCACCACGCGCUUCCCGCUUCACGAGCGGGAGGACGAGCAGCUCUGCGCCCAGAAGUGCAGCGCGGAGGAGUUUGAGAGCUGCGGGACCCCCCGUUACUUCAUCGUGUACCAGACGCAGGUCCAAGACAACCGCUGCAUGGACAGAAGGUUCCUCCCAGCCAAGUCCAAGCAGCUCAUCGCUCUGGCCAGCUUCCCAGGCGCUGGCAACACGUGGGCUCGCCACCUCAUCGAGCUGGCCACUGGCUUCUAUACGGGCAGCUACUAUUUUGACGGCUCUCUCUACAACAAAGGGUUCAAAGGUGAGCGGGACCACUGGCGCAGCGGCAGGACCAUCUGCAUCAAGACGCACGAGAGCGGCCAGAAGGAGAUCGAGGCCUUCGAUGCCGCCAUCCUGCUCAUCCGUAACCCCUACAAGGCGCUCAUGGCAGAGUUCAAUCGCAAGUACGGCGGCCACAUCGGCUUCGCUGCACAUGCCCACUGGAAGGGCAAAGAGUGGCCGGAGUUUGUGCGGAACUACGCCCCGUGGUGGGCCACUCACACGCUGGACUGGCUCAAGUUCGGCAAGAAGGUGCUGGUGGUGCACUUCGAGGACCUGAAGCGGGACCUGUUCGUCCAGCUGGGCCGCAUGGUCAGCCUGCUGGGCGUGGCCGUCAGGGAGGACCGGCUGCUGUGCGUGGAGAGCCAGAAGGAUGGCAACUUCAAGCGCUCGGGGCUCCGGAAGCUCGAGUACGACCCCUACACGGCCGACAUGCAGAAGGUCAUCUCUGCCUACAUCAAGAUGGUGGACGCGGCCCUGAAGGGGAGGAACCUCACCGGCGUUCCCGACGACUACUACCCCAGAUGAUGCAUCAGGCAGGGAAGGGGCCGGGAGUCCCGCCCGAGCGGGGGUCUCGAGACUCCUGGGGACGCCCCCCCCCACCCCAACCCAUCUGUCCUCUCUCUCUGGCUUGGGGACAAUCCCCUUGGCCGCUGUCGGCCUUCAGUGACGUUCCUGCAUGACCAAGAAGGCUCGAGGGAAGAGACUGGGCGCUCCCCACCCUUGGAGGCGCAGGGGGCCCCUGGUUUGGAGACGUUCUAGCCACGUGGACCCUUUUCUGUCUCCUCUGCCCCUGGCCCCCCCCCCGCCACUCUGGGCCCCACCUGUGGGGGGAGGGCUCACGGUGGCCCCAGGACAUGGGUGUCCCACUGCAGAUGUCAAGGACCUCGAUGCCAGAGUGGAAGGGACUGUAGCAGGAGAAAGUGGCCCCAGACUCUCUUCCCUUCUGGGCUGAACAUUCACGGCCUCCCUCCACCCCCGGAAUCACAGGCACCAACGCUUAUCCAGGCCGCUUCUGUUUGAAGAAGGGUCUCAGACAGCCCGGGUGGGGUGCGGAGGCCAUGAUGCUCACAGGACGUUAACGGGCACCACCGCGUGGGGCCGCUGUUGUCAUGAGCCCACCUCUUGCCACAGUGCUCCUGAGAAGCCAUCGGGUUGGUUGGCCACCUCUAGGGCCGGAAUUCUGCCCUUUUCUUCCCCUGCUGUAGCCAGAAGGUGACCUUGGGAUCUUUGAUCUCCCUUCUGGGGGUUCUCAGGCGCCAACAGUCACCCCACCAGGAUGGCCACAUGCAGAAUCUUGAGUAACACAGCUCUCGGUUGUGGCGCCCAACACAUUGAUCCUACACUGCCCUCUGACCCCUACCAGUGGGUCCUUUGCUAUCCAGAUGAGAGAGCAAAGUGCUCCAAAUCAGGUGGGACCAUGACCCUACAACCUUCUCAGCCCAUUGACCUCCCCUUGGUCAUAGUCCAAUGGGGUUGGCCUCCCUCAGAAUGGGAAUGGUUCUUCAUUUCCAUACAAGCACUGCCCCCUUGGUGAUUAAGACCUCAAACCAAAGGAUUCUCAAGGACCUGGGUUGCUAAUUAUCUGUCUUUGAAAGCAUCGAUUCAGGACCCAUCUUCCCCCGCCUCGGAUACCAAUGGCUUCACAUCCAGCCCAUACCCGUGCACCUGUCUCAUUCCCUACCACGUAGAUGCAAAAGCCAUAGGUCACAGAUCUUUGCUAUUCUGUCUGGAGCAGCCCCCCCAGUCAGCCCCUUCGAAGGCUCGGGGGACAGGUAAAAAUGCUCGUUCCCAAAUACCCAAGAGACUAGGGAGAAGGAGCGUGUAAAGAGAUAUAUUUUUUUAAGAGGAAUAGAACUAAUACGUUCUGCCCCUUGGCACUCGAAGAGAAGGGCUUAGGGAUUGAGCCUGUGUUUCUCUUCCCUGAUUCCCUCAGCUGUGGGAUUCGGGCCACCGCAGGGCCCAGCCAGGGGGCCCUGAAUGUAUUUUAUACCAUGUUUCUUCCCCCACCCCCCACCCAGGCUAAUUUCUAGUCUUUUGAGAAGCAGUCGAGGGCGUGGCCUCCCCUCCCACUUAGAGAUCAGCGCUCUCUGGGGUGACUCUUGGUCCAAGACCUGGGCCAGCUCUGCUGGUGGCCACUCAGGCCACAAGCCUCAGUCCGAAGAUUCCUCAGGUCAACACCGUCAUUAAAAAGCGAGUUUUGUUGAGUA